Rhodofomes roseus is the source of this 1250-nucleotide messenger RNA. Its product is annotated as S-adenosyl-L-methionine-dependent methyltransferase. The transcript has 8 exons. The coding region runs from base 100 to 1083 and encodes 327 amino acids. Gene Ontology annotation, cellular component: mitochondrion. Gene Ontology annotation, biological process: mitochondrial respiratory chain complex I assembly. NCBI's taxonomy places the organism in Eukaryota, Fungi, Basidiomycota, Agaricomycetes, Polyporales, Fomitopsidaceae. The record is from RefSeq and is a predicted model, not a curated record.
GGCCCUGACAUCACCCUCUCCGCGACCACCGGCCUUUCACAUACUCGACUCCCGCAGCUCGCCGUGAACAGCGCUGGAUCACUCUCGGUCUGAACUGCCAUGUCAAGCUCGGCCACUCUCCGGCAAGUCCUCCGCGCACGCCCCUUUGCAUUGCUGUCCUCCUCGCCUAUAAACAUAGGCUCGGUCGGUCCCUACCAAGUCUUUGACCGGCACGCAAAGCGACUGCAGAAAGACCGGUCUGCUCUCCGGGAAGGCGGCGCGCGAAGCAGGACUGUCGACUAUGUGCGGGAUGAGGUCGCGGACCGGAUGAUCGAGCGCAUGGUGGAUAUCAAGCGCAAGUUCAAGUCCGUCCUAGAUGUUGGCUCAGGGUCUGGCCACUUCUCGAAGCUGCUGGAGCCGGAGACGACCCAAAAGGUUGUGAUGCUUGACUCUAGCAAGGAGUUGCUUCACCGCGACCCAGAUGAUGCGUUUGAAGUCGAAGUUGAGCGAAUACAUGCGGAUGAAGAGAGUCUUCUCAGUGUCGUCGAGCCCAACUCACAAGAGGCAGUCGUCUCCUGUCUUAGCCUUCACUGGGUGAACGACCUGCCAGGGGUGCUCGUACAGAUCAAGGAAACUCUGCAGCCUGACGGAGUCUUCUUGGGCGCCCUCUUCGGAGGCGACACUCUAUUCGAGCUACGAACUGCUCUGCAAUUGGCAGAAAUGGAGCGGGAGGGCGGCAUCUCCCCGCAUAUAUCACCCAUGACUGACUCGCGGGACAUGUCGAAUCUUCUUGGCCGCGCCGGAUUUACGCUUUUAACCGUCGACGUCGACGAGGUAAAGGUUGCAUACCCUUCGAUGUGGGAGCUCAUGGACGACCUCCGUGACAUGGGUGAAAGCAACGCGGUGAUUGGCCGGCGAAACUACAUCCACCGAAAUACCCUUGCAGCAGCGUCUGCGAUCUACAAAGAGCUUCACGGGCACGAGGACGGUUCUGUUCCGGCGACCUUCCAGAUCAUUUACGUGAUCGGAUGGAAGCCGUCCCCGAAACAACCAAAACCGCUCGAGAGAGGGACAGGCGAGACCAAUCUGAAGGAAGUCUUAUGACCUGUGAUUCGAGCACGAUGUAUCGCUCCUUGGACAGACAGAAUCAUUGCGGUGCUUGCCUGAAGUCAUUCAUGCGAAUCACCGCGGGGAAUGCGGCGUUUGUUUGCGGGCCUAGCCGGCACGGGGUGCUUCAGGGCUGGUCUCGACUAUGCACGACGGAUCGAAUG